AUGACUUCUAUUUCGCCGGACAAGAACUGUUCCACGAGGCAUACAGCAGCAGAUUCGGUGGAGUCGACGUUUCCUUCAACACGAGUUCGACUUCGACACCCUAAUCAGAUGUUUACGAUUGAAGAGUUCUGGAUCAAUGCAGUUCUCGACAAUCUUCGUGGCUUACCUGCGGAAUCAAGCUCGUCUUAUGAUGAAGAAGAAGUCGAAGCAUUCUAA
Angiostrongylus costaricensis is the source of this 216-nucleotide messenger RNA. Lineage: Eukaryota; Metazoa; Nematoda; Chromadorea; Rhabditida; Metastrongylidae. The record is from the annotation of a GenBank genome assembly.